This is a messenger RNA of Leptinotarsa decemlineata (Colorado potato beetle), 1440 nucleotides long. Its product is annotated as MFS-type transporter SLC18B1. Gene Ontology annotation, molecular function: transmembrane transporter activity. Lineage: Eukaryota; Metazoa; Arthropoda; Insecta; Coleoptera; Chrysomelidae. The record is from RefSeq and is a predicted model, not a curated record. Gene Ontology annotation, biological process: transmembrane transport.
UUUCAACUGAGUGCAACCAAUGUGGGCUUGAUAUUUCUUAUACUAUCGGCAACGUACGGAAUAUCCUGUCCUAUCUGCGGCUAUUUAUCUGACAAGUUGAAUUCUUAUUGGUGGCUGAUGAUUGUGGGUUUGUUUGGAAGCUCAGCUACACUUCUGUUUCUUGGACCAUCACCUAUGCUGAAUUUGUUUAUAGAAGACUCCGUAUGGUUGAAUAUCGUGGCUCUGUCGGUAUUAGGAGUGUUUGCAGCUAUGGCACUGAUGCCGACCUAUCAAUACAUCCUUGAUAGUUCUCUUGAACAUGGAUAUGCUGAUAAUCUGGCAACUCAUUCCGUUAUAGCCGGUCUUUGGUCUUCUAUCUAUUCCUUGGGAGAUGUCUUGGGUCCUAUCCUCGGAGGAACACUCCUUGAGAAUUACCACUUUCCAGUAUCAGCCACGAGUUUCGCAGUUUUGAAUUUUGUCGUGGGAGUUUUCAGUCUGAUUUUUUUUGUGUACGUGAAAAAAACACCAAACGUAGUGAAUUUCCCCAAAGUUUCUCCAAGUCACACUGAUGGGGAGUACUACAAAGCAGACAUUAAGAAUAUAGCCGUUGAGGGCAAUCCGGAAGUCAUUAAAUCGUCAUAAUAAUGAUAAUAGUGAUAACGAAACUACCUGUCCUGGAUUUGAACUUACCAUUUGGGAUAAAAAUCCCUUCAGUGCCGUCUCUGAUAUUUAAUUUGUGUUUUGUCAACAUUAUCGUUUUGUUCUGAAUAAACGUACCUAUAGUCCGUUCGCCGAAUGAAUGGUGUGAUCACGUCGUGUGUUUACAAUGAAUUUAUACAGAAAUAGUCAAAUCGCCAUGUUAAACCAAGAAAAGAAAACAAAAAACACAAUGUCUGCACAAGUAAGAGUAUGUAUAACAUAUGUAAUGGUAAAGGACGAUACUUGUAUUCAAGUAACAAUUUAUUGUGAGAUUUUUACUGAACGUUUACAUACUGAUCAAGUAUAAGCACGCCUGAAGAAGUUGUUGUAUAGUGAAACACUUGUUGCGGUUUUGUAGACUGCUCAGCGAAAAUUUCACAAUAUAGUGUUACUUGAAUAGGGAAUAUGGGAUCUGACCGAAAAGGACAAAUAGAAAUUGUUUGCCUCUGUGAAAAUCAAACCUGUGAAAAAUCACCUGUAGAUCACGAUCUCUUACAUAUCAAUCUUUUCGGUGAACAGACUAUAUUUCUUGUUUCUGGCUGAUCGACUGUGUAGACACUACCUCCACAAUUCCUCCCGUACAUUGAUCGUUUUUCAACAAAUCCCUAGAUAGAGAUGUGACUAUCCGUUUUUUCUACAGUGUGAUGUAGAAUUAAGAAUUCGGACAAUGCUGUCAUUAUUUAAGUGUAAUGAAAUAUGCCGUAGACGAAAUUUUCGGAAAGAGAGAAAAUGUACAGAAUGUAUUAAAUACUUCCAAAUCAA